Nannizzia gypsea CBS 118893 is the source of this 1359-nucleotide messenger RNA. Its product is annotated as chloride channel protein 3. Gene Ontology annotation, biological process: transmembrane transport; chloride transport. Gene Ontology annotation, cellular component: membrane; Golgi apparatus; early endosome. The record is from RefSeq and is a predicted model, not a curated record. NCBI's taxonomy places the organism in Eukaryota, Fungi, Ascomycota, Eurotiomycetes, Onygenales, Arthrodermataceae. The transcript has 6 exons. Gene Ontology annotation, molecular function: voltage-gated chloride channel activity. The annotation marks the transcript as partial.
AUGGCCGAUACGAUUAGCACUGACCAGCCAGACGACGGAAUUUCACAGUCAUUUAGUGGGAGUCGGGAAUCACCAGAAGAACCGAUCACAUUUAAGCGCAGACAGAAACCUCCAUCACGUUUCGGUCUCCACAACAUAUUCGGCGGCGCAAACGAUUCACUGUUCCCAUCCCAUAGCCGUCUUAGAAGCGUUGAUGAGAGCCCGCGGAGCUCACGACCCGGUACAGCGACCCAGAAUACUAGCAGAGAACAUGGCAAUGGUUCCGGCACGUCUCACAAGCCAGGGGCGCCGAUGGACUGGUACAUCGAAGGACCCGGAAGAAGGGUAGGGUAUGACAAUUUGACGGCCAUUGACUGGAUAUUCGAAUAUACAAAGGAGAGACAACGGAUACGGCACCUGAACGCCAAUAACCCUGGCCUACUUGGCACAUUUAGGCAAUUGCUAGAUGCCAGCCAGGUUUGGCUGGUUUUGGUUAUGACUGGUUUAGCCGUCGGUCUUCUAGCAGGAUACAUCGAUAUUGCGAGUCGCUGGCUUGCUGAUAUAAAAGUGGGAUACUGUCGGUCGGGUGUUGAAGGGGGUAAAUUUUACCUCAAUCGCAGUUUUUGCUGCUGGGGAUAUGACGAUCCAUCCAACUGCAAACAUUGGAUUCUGUGGCGCGAUGCUUUUAACAUCAAGUCCAAUGCUGGUGGUUUUGUUGCAGAGUACAUGGUCUUUAUCAUGUAUUCAAUUCUGUUCGCCACCUGUGCAGCAGUCCUAGUCACAUCCUAUGCAACUCACGCUAAGCACAGCGGUAUCCCUGAAAUCAAGACGAUCUUAGGGGGAUUCGUGAUCAAAAAGUUUAUGGGACUAUGGACUUUAAUGAUCAAAUCCGUUGGUUUGUGCCUUUCUGUGGCCUCCGGUAUGUGGUUAGGAAAAGAGGGCCCUUUGGUUCAUGUCGCAUGCUGCUGUGCAAACGUGAUCAUGAAACCAUUCAGCAGCCUCAAUCACAACGAGGCACGGAAAAGAGAGGUUCUAUCUGCAGCUGCAGCUGCCGGGAUAUCAGUAGCUUUCGGAUCUCCCAUAGGAGGCGUGCUGUUCAGUCUGGAGCAACUUUCUUACUACUUCCCCGAUAAAACCAUGUGGCAAAGCUUUGUUUGUGCCAUGGCUGCAGCAAUCUCUCUUCGAGCGGUCAACCCGUUCCGCACUGGGAAUAUCGUUCUUUAUCAAGUCACUGAUUCUCAAGGAUGGCAUCCCAUCGAGAUUAUACCAUUUAUCUUACUCGGCAUUUUUGGCGGCCUUUACGGUGGACUUUUCAUCAAGCUGAACAUGAAAAUUUCUAAAUGGCGAAAGUCUCGAGAAUUUUCGUUCCCGGUGCUCGAA